CACUAUCAUCACCAUCAUCAUCUCAUUAAUGCAAUCGCAUAGAUGGUCAUUUGAAGUUCAUCUUUCAUCCUGAAUUUAUAUCAGCAAAUAAUAUACCCAAAGCGAGACAAUCAUCAUCACCAAAAAUGAAGAGACUUUUUGGCAAUCAAAAUUCAUCAAACAAUACACCCGCACAAACAAGUGAAACAAAUACUGUUGCAACAAGCAAGAGACCUACAAGUCCAUCAGAAACAACUUCAUUGGCAGGAUCAACUACUGCUGCUGCAUCACAACGUGCACCGCUUUAUUCUCGAGCCUCUCAUUCAUUCUCAAGUCAAGCACUUCAAACGCCUCCUUCUUUAUUAUCCCCGCACACACCCUCAACGAACAAUGUGAACCCUUUCGAGCUCUUUCCUCCAUCUUUGGCUUUAUCACCAAUCAAUUCACACUCUAGUUCGACACAUCUUCAAUUCACUCCUUUGCAAAGCUCAACAUCUUAUGUUGGUGCAAGUCCAAUGGCAGCCGUUCAACAUAUCGCACCUCAAUACACCGGUCAAACAGUACUCAGUACUGGCACGAUGACGACUGUACAACCGGGGACAGUUCCGAUCCUUUCUGAUUCCAAUGCAAGUGCAACAAACAUGCAAUCUCAUGCGAUCGAACGAAAUGAUCUCCAUAAGAGCGUAAAGGCAUUAGAGGGAAUCUUGAUCUCAUUGGAUGAAUAUCGUGAUCUACGUACAAAAUUGGCAAAAUGUGAAAAGAAAUUAUCAAAAGGUCUGAAUGAGAUGGCAAAAGUGAAAGCAAUCGAAGAAGUUCCUUCUCAAACACUUCAAGCCGCUUCGGAUUUAUUUGAUGCACGAAUGGAAGUUUCUUCUAAACAAGCAAAGAUUGUACAAAAAGAGUAUGAUGCUUUGAACGAUCAAUGUGCAAAGUACUUCAAGCGAAUUGCCAAAGAGGAACGUACACAUGACGAACAGCUGGAAUCGUUGGAUAGCAAGAUUAAGAAAACGCAAGCUUCAUACGAUAAAUCGGCAAAGAAGGGCGGUAAAUUAGCCAUUGAAUCACACGAUAAAUUCAUUGCAAACAUGCAAAGCUUAACAGCAGAUAUGGCAAAAUUGAAAACUUCUCAUAGCUCAAGCGUUGGAACAAAGACGUUCUCAACAAGUUUAUUGGUUGCUGCUACCUUGGGUGGUUUGGCAGAUACGGAAUACAAGGGAGUUUGCGAAAUUGUACGAAGAUCCGGUCAACAUAUCGGAAAGUUGAACGAAUGGCUCAACUUCACCACCAAUGAAGCUAUCGCAAAAGCACAACCUAUCGAUCUGGGUGAUGAUGGCUCAGGAAUCGCACAAAGGAUUGCCAUAAAAGAAGCAGAGAUACGUGAAGAGAUUCGAAGACAAGAGCAGAUCCGAUUAAGACAGCUCGAGGAUGAACAUGCAAUGCUUAAAUUACAACAAUUGGGCUGGACACCGCCAACGAAUAUGACGGAAGAAUCUCCCACAAAAGCCGCUUCUGAAGCAAAGGAGAAGGAUGGCAAGUCAACAGUCACGAUGGCCAAUCUGCCUCGUUUAGACAGUAACGGAAAUUUGGUAGAUGCACAAAAGUCAAAAAAGCCAUCGGAGCCAAAUGUAGCAGAAUCUGCAUCCAACAAUAAAGCAAGCGAGGCCAAGAGGAUGUCCUCCGUUCGUUCAAACACAUACGAAAGUCAUCAUUUGCAAGGAUCAUCUAUGGCCGAAGGAACUGUAAUUAUUCGGGAUGCAGAACCAGAGAAGAAAGAUGAUGAUGAAGCACCUACACGCAUGCAAACCGUAAAGGAAGAAAGUGGUUCGAUCAAUGAGAAUGAAGCCAAUUGUCCUCCUUCUCCGAAUGAAUCUUCAGAUGUCCCUUCAAGUCUUUCUUCCAAUAUGAGCGCUAGUAUUAGCACUGUUGCGACCAGUAAAGGUACUUCAGAGGAUUCGAAUGCUCUCCUUCCCGAUUCAAAAUCUGCUGGCCCAUUGACGCCUAUUGAUGAAAAGCCAGAUGAUGUGAUCGUACGUGGCGUGGAUGAUAAGGCAGGAAAUGAAUGGCGAACAAACGAAAAAGAGGAGAACAAUUUGGCGAAAGAACAAAAUGAAUACAUCAAACGUGUCACAUCACCUACUAAUGCCGAUCAAAAUCGUGAAAAGAAUGAGAGUACAAUGGCAGGAAUAGGAACCCGCUUUGCCACUCAAAAGAAUGCAGAUGGUAAUAAAGAAUCCAGCGAACGUCGUGAAGAACAGGCUUCCUCUCGUUCAAGUGUAUGGGAACGAGAAAGAGAUCGUGAAAGACAGAUGGAACUAGAAAGACGUUUGGUAGAGGCGGAAAAUCGAUUGAGAAUGAUGGAUCGACCUGAUUCAUACUCCACAGCUACUCGUCAAUCUCCAUAUGAUCAACAUCAUUAUUACCGUGAUGCGGCAGAAUCGAGUCGGGCGAACGCAAGGCCUCGUUAUAGCGAGCCUGUCCCCAAGUCAUCAUCUUCUGCCUCUCGUCCUAUACGUUUGGAGGAAGAAAUUCCGGCUUCGCGAUAUGAACCUGAUCGAUAUACACCCGCAGUGGGAGGAAGUAGAAUUGAAGGACCAAGUGUGACACGCUCACUAAGUACGGAUAGCGAGAGAAGCUUUGUGGCAAGAAUGAAAGCAUUAUAUCAAGCAGAUAAGAUGCAACCUCAGGAUACACGAAGAAGGGACAAUAUCCCUACCCCUACUUCUCCUCGUCGUAUACCAGAGAUCGCACAUGCUUAUUCAUCCAAUACGACUCGAAACGGCACUAUUACUGCUUCAUCGUCUAACCCGCCGCGAGGAUCAGCUUAUGGUCAUUACGAUUCUGCAACUGCACCUUCCUCUAAAUCAAGAGCUCGAUACGAUUCUGCACCUACACAAAUCCGAUCAGGAGGCAGCGUAGAUGAAUUCGGAAGACAGGACUAUAACAAUCAAUCAUCCAAUACUUCUCGCAGUAGACCUACGACGUCCAAUGAGCCACCGCAUGCUAGCAGUUGCGGAUGUUGGAAUUGCUCUGCACGUCAUUAUCGUACGAGUGACACAACAAUCGGAGCAAGUGUUUCAAUGGCAACUACAAAAGCCGGUAUUUUGCCUCCUCAGCCACCUCCACGUCAUCCUGAAGCGAUUUCUCAAGGAAGAGACAAUGGAUAUAAUGCAAACCCUCCGCCAAAUUACAGAAGACAGACGAUGCAAGUUCCACCUAGUGGAAAUGCAUAUGCUUCAAACACCGUUCGAUCUGUUUCAGGAACGCCAAAUCAUCUUAUGAGACCAGAACAAAGUUUGCAAGCAAGGAGAAGUUUUGAAGAUGACCAUUCAAGACAUGUAAACUUUACCAGAGAACAUGGAAUUGUUCGCUAGAUACCCCCAGCCACUAAUGACCUAUAACGAAUCUUAAUAGCCUUUUGUUGAUGAUUUAACGAG
Meira miltonrushii is the source of this 3413-nucleotide messenger RNA. RefSeq lists its product as uncharacterized. Lineage: Eukaryota; Fungi; Basidiomycota; Exobasidiomycetes; Exobasidiales; Brachybasidiaceae. The transcript has a single exon. The record is from RefSeq and is a predicted model, not a curated record. Bases 126 to 3350 code for a protein of 1074 amino acids.